Haemorhous mexicanus (house finch) is the source of this 2543-nucleotide messenger RNA. It is a transcript of the gene PRORP, whose product is annotated as protein only RNase P catalytic subunit. Gene Ontology annotation, biological process: tRNA 5'-leader removal; mitochondrial tRNA 5'-end processing. Gene Ontology annotation, cellular component: mitochondrion; mitochondrial ribonuclease P complex. Gene Ontology annotation, molecular function: protein binding; ribonuclease P activity. The record is from RefSeq and is a predicted model, not a curated record. The coding region runs from base 517 to 2280 and encodes 587 amino acids. NCBI's taxonomy places the organism in Eukaryota, Metazoa, Chordata, Aves, Passeriformes, Fringillidae. The transcript has 8 exons.
UGGCUCAACGCGCGGGCACAGGCCCGCCACGCGCUUCCGGGCCAAUGGGAAGCUGGCUCGCCCGGCCGCGGGGUACACGCCUGCCGCGCAUGGCCGCCGCGCGCAGCGUCAGGAAAUCUGCUGACUUAACCUGGACAAAGACAGGAAGAAAAACCCCGUGCUUUUUGUGUAGCUGCAUCAACGUUGCCUUUCUGUGUACAACAUUGACUGUACACAUCACUGCUGUAACCAACAAACAGGAAUAUGUAAAACAUCUUCUCUAGAAAGAAUGAUACCCUCAUUUUGGAUGAUUGCCCUCACAGUCUAAAAGACCGAUUUUUGUGAAAAAAGAUUUUACCAUUGUUUGUGUCCAUAAGAGACAAAAAGGAUUCACAGAAUAAGCAUUUGGAAACAGAAGCUUAUACAGCUUGACAGCCCUUGGGCUUCUCUUAGUAAACAUCCCCAUGCAAACUGUAUUUUUCAUUUUAUAGCUUCAUCAGAUACAGUGAGCUAAUAGUGAGACAGUUUGGUGUUGUGAUGGCACUCUUUUCUCAAACUAGUCAGCAGGGUUUUCAGGCUUUGCUAUGGAAAUGUCACAUGUUCUGGCCUGUAUCAAGAUGCCGGCAACUGUUUCCUGCCUCUUUCAGCAUCCCUAAUAGGGAAAAAAUUAACUAUUUCAGUUCUAUGCCAUCUUCCGGCACUGCUUUACCAGUGGACACCAAAGAAACUGAUGUCUUACCUGCCAAGAAAAGGUCUGAAAUUGAUUGCAAAGAAGGAAAAGGAUCAGAUGAGGAGACUAAAGAAACACGUGAAGGCAAAGUCCACUUUUCUUCCUCUGUUGGAGCUGCAAAGAAAUGGUCAAUGAGUCACGUUGUGUCAAGGCAUAAGUUUAGCAUUGUACAACCUCCAGAAAAACCUUUGCAGGCUGAGGAAUGGAACAAACUAAGGGAAGAAUUCCAAUCACCUGAAAUAUUUGAAGAGGUGAUGCUGAACAGUAUGAUCAGGUGCAACAGCCCCAUUGAUGUGGCCAAGUCCUUGCUGACCCACCUUGCAAAGCGUAAUGGUGACGUUGCAUACAACAUGCUGGUCAAAUACCUGACACUGUGUGUCCAGCAGGGACAGGUUUCAGAAAUCCGUGAUGUGUACGACAUAAUGAAAGUCAGGUUUAAGAUUUUAGAAAGUGGGGCUUACAGCCUUCUAAUCAGGGGGUUGAGCAAUUCAAAUCAGUGGAGAAUGGCUUUGACUGUUUUGGAAGAAGUAAAAAAGAUUAUGAUUCCCUCACGGACGUGCUAUGAAUCUUGUAUCAAAGCAGCCAGCCGUCACCAAGAAUUGAAACUCGCCUUUGAACUGUACAGUGAGAUGUUGGCUAAAGAUGUGGUCCCAACCUUGCAUGUCCUGCAGUCGUUUUUUGACUACAGCAGGGGUGUGAAAGGUGCCGAAUUGCAAAAAGAGCUCUUUGGUAUCCUCUUAUAUUUGAGAGAGAACCAAAUAUACCCCCACAGAACAUUUAUGCGGAGUAUAAAGCUUUGGUUUGAAAGUUUACCGGGAGAGAACUGGAGAGGACGCCUGACCAAAAUUAAAGACAGUGGACAAUGCCCAGUUUGCAACCAUCAGCUGGAGGACAGUAACCUCACCGAAGAGGAAUACAGUCAUCUCAGUGAGAGAAUAAUAAAGGAUGUGAUACAUGGAACUGACACUUUUAGAAAGACAAGUCCAGAGGAAUUGGAGGCCUUUCAAACAUUUGUUGAAAAUCGACUUCCGUUUGAUAUUGUUAUUGAUGGACUCAAUGUUUCCCACAUAAAAUCCAGAAGGAUGCAGUGUGAAAAUCUGUUUGAUGCUGUCAACCGCCUGGCAAAAGAGAAUGCCCGGUUGCUUGUGCUGGGUCGCAAACAUAUGCUGACAAACUCUUCAAACUGGAAAAGAGAAAUUAUGAAGGAGAUGCAGAGUAAGGCAGACUUCUUCUUUGCUGAAAAUAUCUCUGAAGAUGAUCCCUUCUUGUUAUACGCCACUCUCCGCUCAGGCAAGCAUUGCAGGUUUGUUAGCAGAGACUUCCUGCGGGACCACAAGGCUUGUCUCUCCGACAGUCUGACACGUCACCUGUUCCGCAAGUGGCAGCGCGGGCACCAGAUAGUGUUCUUCCCUUCUGCAGAAGGAAGGGGUAUAAAUUUUUUGCCUGCUUUCCGUUACGACUGUGUGGUACAGACUACAGGUGAUACAUGGCAUAUUCCCUAUAAAGAUGUUUUUGAGGAAAAAUACUCAUAUCAAGUACCAAGAAAAUGGCUCUGCAUUCACCAGAAAUGAUGAGGAAUGUAACUGGAUAAGCUGAAGCUGCCUUUUUUUUUUUUUUUUUUUUUUUUUUAAACUGUUGCUGGCUAGGAGAAUUCAGCAGGGCAGUUAUGAGGUGUGUUACUAAAGAAAACUGAGUGACUGCUUUUGACAAAAUCAUUCCUGCAUACAUCUCUUAACAUCAGCGGUGGUCCAGUGGGGGUGAAUUAUGUCCAUUAUUUCCAUUUUUACAGGCAUUUUUUGUGAUUUGAAUUAAAACUUGCCUUUUUCUCUUGGAA